AUGAUGCAUUCCGUUUCUAAGGGUCUUCUCCUGGUGCUGAGCAGCCACCUGCUCGCUGCUACUGCCCGUCCUGUGGCCACCGAGACUUCCACUGCCACGGCCACUGAAACUCCUGCAAGCUACGGAGAUUACGGCAACUAUGGCAAUUACGGUAACUACCAAGCCUACAAGAGGGACGGCGAGCCUGAGGCGGAUGAGACGACCACCAGCGUGUCGUCGACUGCCUCUGCCACCUCCACCACUGCUGCGGGAUAUGGCAGCUAUGGCAACUAUGGAGACUACGGCACCUAUGGUAGCUACCAAAACUACAAGCGUGGCGAAGAGCCCGAUCCCAGCUUGAGCACCACCGCCACUAUCCCUACCACCACUGCCCCUGCUAGCUACGGCGACUAUGGCAACUACGGAAACUACGGUAACUAUGGCAGCUAUGAAGCCUACAAGCGUGGCGAGGAGCCUGACCCCAGCUCCACCACCACCACUGCGGUCCCUACUACUACCGCCCCUGCUAGCUACGGAGACUAUGGAAACUAUGGCAACUACGGCAACUAUGGCAGUUACGAGGCCUACAAGCGUGGUGAAGAACCGGAUCCUAGCUCGACCACCACCACCGCGGUCCCUACAACCACUGCACCGGCCAGCUAUGGCGACUAUGGAAACUACGGCAACUAUGGCAACUACGGUAGCUACGAGGCGUACAAGCGUGACGAGGAGCCUGAGGUGAGCAGCACUGCUUCUGCGACGAGCUCAACCGAGUCUGCGACCACGACUGCAGCGAACUACGGCAACUAUGGAAACUACGGCAACUAUGGCAAGUAUGCCAGCUACGGCUCGUACAAGAGGGAUGCUGAGCCCCAGCCCGACCAGGACAGUGAGUCCUCGACCACCUCCGCUGCUAGCACGACCACUGCUGCUGCGGGAUAUGGGAACUACGGCAACUACGGCAACUAUGGCAAGUACGCUUCUUACGGCAGUUAUUAA
Aspergillus luchuensis is the source of this 978-nucleotide messenger RNA. RefSeq lists its product as uncharacterized. Bases 1 to 978 code for a protein of 325 amino acids. The transcript has a single exon. NCBI's taxonomy places the organism in Eukaryota, Fungi, Ascomycota, Eurotiomycetes, Eurotiales, Aspergillaceae. The record is from RefSeq and is a predicted model, not a curated record.